Molecule: messenger RNA, 555 nt
Organism: Cornus florida
Lineage: Eukaryota; Viridiplantae; Streptophyta; Magnoliopsida; Cornales; Cornaceae
Product: early nodulin-like protein 14
Exons: 2
Coding region: 1-555 (184 amino acids)
Cellular component (GO): plasma membrane
Molecular function (GO): electron transfer activity
Source: RefSeq, a predicted model, not a curated record
AUGGCUUCCUUCAGAACUCUGUUUGCAUGUUUUGCUUUCAUGUUCUUGUUCACAUUCUCAGAAUCCAGAGAAUUUCUGCUUGGUGGCAAAGAAAACUCAUGGAAAAUCCCAUCAUCUCCCGAUGAUUUCAACAAAUGGGCAGGGAAAAUCCGGUUCUUGAUCGGCGAUUCUCUCGUUUUGACGUAUGAUGCCAAGGCUGAUUCUGUGCUGCAAGUGAGUGAGGAUGACUACAAAAGCUGCAACAAAGCGAAAACCAUCAAAUCAUACAACGACGGCCACACCAAGAUCGAACUGGACCGAUCAGGGCCGUUCUUUUUCAUCAGUGGAGCUGAGGGGCACUGUGAGAAAGGCCAGAAGCUGGAGGUGAAGGUGUUGUCUGCAAAGCAUGGCUUGAAGGGUACUCCUCCGGUGGCUUCUCAGGCUCCGGCACCUGCGCCAGCUGUCUCUGAGCCGGAAUUUAAUGCUCCGGCACCUGCUCCCAACAGUGGUGUCAUGGUUAGGGCUACAAGUCUUGGUCUGGUCUUGGGAAGUUUGGUUGGGUUGGCUUUGGUUUAG